GAGCGAAAGAGUGCAGCUUCCAGCAUCAGUUGCGCUUGAAACGCGACAGCGAGCGAUUGUCUCUGGCUGUUCAUCCUCUACGUCGCUAUCUCUCAUUGUUAUCUAUCAACCAAUCAGUAUGAGCAAGUUCUAUUGGCGAAACAAGGUGGCUGUCAUAACCGGUGCCUCUGUGGGCAUUGGAGCUAGUACGGCCGUUACUUUAGCCAAUGCCGGCAUGGUUGUGGUUGGCCUGGCCCGGCGCUCUGAGCUCAUCGAGGCACUGAAAGAACAAGUGACCGGCGAGGGAAAAAUAUUUGCGCGUCAAUGCGAUCUAAGCGAUGAACGCCAACUGACGGAAACUUUCAAUUGGAUACAGGAACGUUUCCACUGCAUUCAUGUUCUAGUAUGUAAUGCGGGCAUACUGAAGGCCAACUUUUUGAGUGAGUCACCUACGAAGGACAUCAAGGAGCUGUUCGACUUGAAUGUGGUAGCCACAGCUUGUUGCUUGCGUGAGUCCUUAAAGCACAUGGCAGCCAUCAAAGUGCGCGGCCAUAUUGUGGUCAUAAAUAGCGUACUUGGACAUCGCAUACCGGAAGUGCCGGUACCUUUAUUCAGCGUUUAUCCGGCCACGAAGCAUGCAAUUACAGCACUUUGCCAAACGGUGCGCCAGGAAAUACAUUUUCUCAAAUUAAAUAUUAAAUUAACGAGUAUCUGUCCUGGCAUGGUAGACACCGAUUUUCUGAAUGUUUACUCUCAAGCGGUGGCGGAAUUGCCCAAGCUGCAAGCUCAGGAUGUGGCCAAGGCAGUGUUGUAUGCCCUGGACACGCCCGAUGGAGUCCAGGUAGAGGACAUUAUUUUGCAACAGAUGCGGAAAAUCGAAUAGGCUAAUAAAAUGUAAUGAUCAGCGAAUACGCCCAUCAGAAAAUAUGCACUGAAAUUACAUAUAUACAAUAUAUGAAAUUAUAAAAUUA
Messenger RNA from Scaptodrosophila lebanonensis, 950 nucleotides. It is a transcript of the gene rdhB, whose product is annotated as farnesol dehydrogenase. Bases 119 to 862 code for a protein of 247 amino acids. Gene Ontology annotation, biological process: siderophore biosynthetic process. NCBI's taxonomy places the organism in Eukaryota, Metazoa, Arthropoda, Insecta, Diptera, Drosophilidae. The transcript has 5 exons. The record is from RefSeq and is a predicted model, not a curated record. Gene Ontology annotation, molecular function: 2,3-dihydro-2,3-dihydroxybenzoate dehydrogenase activity.